This is a messenger RNA of Odobenus rosmarus divergens (Pacific walrus), 5633 nucleotides long. RefSeq names its product patched 1 (gene PTCH1). Gene Ontology annotation, biological process: smoothened signaling pathway. Gene Ontology annotation, molecular function: hedgehog receptor activity; hedgehog family protein binding; smoothened binding. The record is from RefSeq and is a predicted model, not a curated record. Gene Ontology annotation, cellular component: plasma membrane. NCBI's taxonomy places the organism in Eukaryota, Metazoa, Chordata, Mammalia, Carnivora, Odobenidae. Bases 166 to 4524 code for a protein of 1452 amino acids. The transcript is spliced from 24 exons.
AACCGGAGCCCCAGCCCGAGCAGCCGGCGGCCAGCAGCGUCCUCGCCAGCCGAGCGCCCGGGCGCGCCGGGAGCCCGCAGCGGCGGCAGCAGCGCGCCGGGCCGCCCGGGAAGCCUCGGUUCCCGCGGCGGCGGCGGCGGCGGCGGCGGCGGCGGCGGCAACAACAUGGCCUCGGCUGGUAACGUCGCCGAGCCCCAGGACCGCGGCGGCGGCGGCGGCAGCUGCAGCGGGGCCCCGGGCCGGCCGGCCGGCGGCGGGAGGCGCAGACGGACCGGGGGGCUGCGCCGCAGCGCCGCGCUGGACCGGGACUAUCUGCACCGGCCCAGCUACUGCGACGCCGCCUUCGCUCUGGAGCAGAUUUCCAAGGGGAAAGCUACUGGCCGGAAAGCGCCGCUGUGGCUGAGAGCGAAGUUUCAGAGACUCUUAUUUAAACUGGGUUGUUACAUUCAAAAAAACUGCGGCAAGUUCUUGGUUGUGGGCCUCCUCAUAUUUGGGGCCUUCGCUGUGGGAUUAAAGGCAGCUAAUCUCGAGACCAAUGUGGAGGAGCUGUGGGUGGAAGUUGGUGGACGAGUAAGUCGUGAAUUAAAUUAUACUCGCCAGAAGAUUGGAGAAGAGGCUAUGUUUAAUCCUCAACUCAUGAUUCAGACCCCGAAAGAAGAAGGUGCUAACGUCCUGACCACAGAAGCUCUCCGACAACACCUGGACUCAGCACUCCAGGCCAGCCGAGUCCAUGUAUAUAUGUAUAACAGGCAGUGGAAAUUGGAACAUUUGUGUUACAAAUCCGGAGAACUUAUCACAGAAACAGGUUACAUGGAUCAGAUAAUAGAAUAUCUUUACCCUUGUUUAAUUAUUACACCUUUGGACUGCUUCUGGGAAGGGGCAAAGUUACAAUCUGGGACAGCGUACCUACUAGGUAAGCCUCCUUUGCAGUGGACAAACUUUGACCCUUUGGAAUUCCUGGAAGAGUUAAAGAAAAUAAACUAUCAAGUGGACAGCUGGGAGGAAAUGCUGAAUAAGGCUGAAGUUGGUCAUGGUUACAUGGACCGGCCCUGCCUCAACCCGGCUGAUCCAGACUGCCCCGCCACAGCCCCCAACAAAAACGCGACCAAACCUCUUGAUGUGGCCCUUGUUUUGAAUGGUGGAUGUCAUGGAUUAUCCAGAAAGUAUAUGCACUGGCAAGAGGAACUGAUUGUGGGUGGCACGGUCAAGAAUAGUACUGGGAAGCUUGUCAGUGCCCACGCCCUGCAGACCAUGUUUCAGUUAAUGACUCCCAAGCAAAUGUACGAACACUUCAAGGGGUACGAGUAUGUCUCACACAUCAACUGGAAUGAGGACAAGGCAGCCGCCGUCCUGGAGGCUUGGCAGAGGACGUAUGUGGAGGUGGUUCAUCAAAGUGUCGCUCCGAACUCCACUCAGAAGGUGCUUUCCUUUACCACGACGACCCUGGACGACAUCCUGAAGUCCUUCUCUGAUGUCAGUGUCAUCCGAGUGGCCAGUGGCUACCUACUGAUGCUUGCCUAUGCCUGUUUAACCAUGCUGCGCUGGGACUGCUCCAAGUCCCAGGGUGCCGUGGGGCUGGCUGGCGUCCUGUUGGUUGCACUGUCCGUGGCUGCAGGAUUGGGCCUGUGCUCAUUGAUCGGGAUUUCCUUUAACGCUGCAACAACUCAGGUUUUGCCGUUUCUUGCUCUUGGCGUUGGUGUGGAUGAUGUUUUCCUUUUGGCACAUGCAUUUAGUGAAACAGGACAGAAUAAAAGAAUCCCUUUUGAGGACAGGACUGGAGAGUGCCUCAAGCGCACGGGAGCCAGUGUGGCCCUCACCUCCAUCAGCAAUGUCACCGCCUUCUUCAUGGCCGCAUUGAUCCCCAUUCCCGCCCUGCGGGCCUUCUCCCUCCAGGCGGCUGUAGUAGUGGUAUUCAAUUUUGCUAUGGUUCUGCUAAUUUUUCCUGCGAUUCUCAGCAUGGAUUUGUAUCGACGUGAGGACAGGAGAUUGGAUAUUUUCUGCUGUUUUACAAGCCCCUGCGUCAGCAGAGUGAUUCAGGUUGAACCUCAGGCCUACACGGAGACUCAUGAUAACACCCGCUACAGCCCCCCGCCCCCCUACAGCAGCCACAGCUUCACCCAUGAAACCCAGAUCACCAUGCAGUCCACAGUGCAGCUCCGCACAGAGUACGACCCCCACACGCAUGUGUACUAUACCACUGCUGAGCCACGCUCCGAGAUUUCCGUGCAGCCUGUCACCAUGACCCAGGAUACCCUCAGCUGCCAGAGCCCCGAGAGCACCAGCUCCACGAGGGACCUGCUCUCCCAGUUCUCCGACUCCAGCCUCCACUGCCUUGAGCCCCCCUGCACCAAGUGGACACUUUCAUCUUUUGCUGAGAAACACUAUGCUCCUUUCCUCUUGAAACCAAAAGCCAAGGUCGUGGUGAUCUUCCUUUUCCUGGGCUUGCUGGGGGUCAGCCUUUAUGGGACCACCCGAGUGCGCGAUGGGCUGGACCUUACAGACAUUGUGCCUCGGGAAACCAGAGAAUAUGACUUUAUUGCUGCACAAUUCAAAUACUUUUCUUUCUACAACAUGUAUAUAGUCACCCAGAAAGCAGACUACCCGAAUAUCCAGCACUUACUUUACGACCUUCACAAGAGUUUCAGCAAUGUGAAGUAUGUCAUGUUGGAAGAAAAUAAACAGCUUCCCAAAAUGUGGCUGCACUACUUCAGAGACUGGCUCCAAGGACUUCAGGAUGCAUUUGACAGUGACUGGGAAACUGGGAAAAUCAUGCCAAACAAUUACAAAAAUGGAUCAGAUGAUGGGGUCCUUGCCUACAAACUCCUGGUGCAGACCGGCAGCCGUGAUAAACCCAUUGACAUCAGUCAGUUGACCAAACGGCGCCUGGUGGACGCGGAUGGCAUCAUCAAUCCCAGCGCAUUCUACAUCUACCUGACUGCUUGGGUCAGCAAUGACCCUGUGGCUUACGCCGCCUCCCAGGCCAACAUCCGGCCUCACCGUCCUGAGUGGGUGCACGACAAAGCCGACUACAUGCCAGAAACCAGGCUUAGAAUCCCGGCAGCGGAGCCCAUCGAAUACGCUCAGUUCCCUUUCUACCUCAACGGCUUGCGGGACACCUCAGACUUCGUGGAAGCCAUCGAAAAGGUCAGAACCAUCUGCAACAACUACACGAGCCUGGGGCUCUCCAGCUACCCCAACGGCUACCCCUUCCUCUUCUGGGAGCAGUACAUCGGCCUCCGGCACUGGCUCCUGCUGUCCAUCAGCGUGGUGCUGGCCUGCACGUUCCUGGUGUGUGCCGUCUUCCUCCUGAACCCCUGGACGGCCGGGAUCAUUGUGACGGUCCUGGCUUUGAUGACGGUCGAGCUCUUUGGCAUGAUGGGCCUCAUUGGAAUCAAGCUGAGUGCCGUGCCCGUGGUCAUCUUGAUCGCUUCCGUCGGCAUAGGAGUGGAGUUCACCGUUCAUGUUGCUCUGGCCUUCCUAACGGCCAUUGGCGAUAAGAACCGCAGGGCCGCGCUCGCCCUGGAGCACAUAUUUGCACCCGUCCUGGACGGCGCCGUUUCCACUCUGCUGGGAGUGCUGAUGCUCGCAGGGUCUGAGUUUGAUUUCAUUGUCAGGUAUUUCUUUGCUGUCCUGGCAAUCCUGACAAUCCUGGGUGUUCUCAAUGGGCUGGUUUUGCUCCCGGUCCUUCUGUCCUUCUUCGGCCCGUACCCCGAGGUAUCUCCAGCCAACGGGCUGAACCGACUGCCCACCCCUUCCCCCGAGCCACCCCCCAGUGUGGUCCGCUUUGCCGUGCCCCCCGGUCAUGCAAACAAUGGGUCUGAUUCCUCUGACUCGGAGUACAGUUCUCAGACAACGGUGUCAGGCAUCAGCGAAGAGCUUCGGCACUACGAGGCCCAGCAGGGCACCGGGGGCCCUGCCCACCAAGUGAUCGUGGAAGCCACAGAAAACCCUGUCUUUGCGCGCUCCACUGUGGUCCAUCCUGAAGCAAGACAUCACCCACCCUCAAACCCUCGACAGCAGCCCCCCCUGGACUCAGAGUUCCUGCCUCCCGGACGACCAGGCCAGCAGCCCCGGAGGGAAACCCCCAGGGAAGGCUUGCGGCCACCCCCCUACAGACCGCGCAGAGACGCUUUCGAAAUUUCUACUGACGGGCAUUCCGGCCCUAGCAAUAGGGACCGCGCGGGCCCCCGGGGAGCCCGUUCUAACAACCCUCGACACCCCGCAUUCACUGCCAUGGGCAGCUCGGCGCCCAGCUACUGCCAGCCCAUCACCACUGUGACGGCCUCAGCGUCCGUGACUGUUGCCGUACACCCCCCGCCCGCCCCCGGGCCCGGCUCGGCGCGGAGCCCCCGAGGGGGACUGUGCCCGGGCUACGGGGACUACCCUGAGACUGACCACGGGCUGUUUGAGGACCCCCACGUGCCUUUUAACGUCCGGCGCGAGAGGAGGGACUCCAAGGUGGAAGUCAUAGAGCUGCAGGACGUGGAAUGUGAGGAGAGGCCCCGGGGCAGCAGCUCCAACUGAGGGUGAGUAAAAUCUGAAGCAAAGAGGCCAAAGAUUGGAAGCCCCCCCACCACACCCCCGCCGCCCCCACCCCCGAACUGCUUGAAGAGAACGGCUUAGGGUCCUACAGAAGUGCGCACCGGGAGAGCAGUUCCGCGUUACUGUAACCGAUUGUAUUAUUUUGUGAAAUAGUUCUAUAUAUAUUUAAGAGGUGUACACAUAUGUAAUAUACGAAGGAACGGAUGUAAAGUAGUGCGAUCUGGGCUUUCUCCACUCCUGCCCCCAGAGUGGGCAGUGGGGAGGCUGCCGUGGCCCCUCCCCCCCAUUUGGGCAUGGGUCUCUGUGCCACAACCAAGCUUAACGUAGUCUUAAAUUUCAGCAUAUGUUGCUGCUGCUUAAAUAUUGUAUAAUUUACCUGUAUAAUUCUAUGCAAAUAUUGCUUAUGUAAUAGGAUUAUUUUGUAAAGGUUUCUGUUUAAAAUAUUUUAAAUUUGCAUAUCACAACCCUGUGGUAGUAUGAAAUGUUACUGUUAACUUUCAAACACGCUAUGCGUGAUAAUUUUGUUGUUUAAUGAGCAGAUAUGAAGAAAGUACGUUAACCCCGGUGGCUUCUCCAGGUGUAGUUGGAUGUGGUUCUGUUUGGCUGUGUGUGUGUGAACACGUGUGUGGUUUCCCAAUGUACUGUACUGUGAUUUUAUUUUUUUAUUUUUUUUUUUUUGUUUCUUUUCACGUUCUUGUAAUCCUUAGUGGGCUCUGCCCUCCUUGGGCUGGAAGAGUCAGGAUAUCUUUAUUGCUUGGUGCUGGUGGAAAGCUAGCCCUGAAUGUCGCCUUAUCCUUUCGCCAGACUCGUUUCAGGUCCAGGGCAUCUUUUGCGAUCGUUGGCUGCUAUCCAGACACUCCCAAUUCAUGCCUCAGAGGAGACGGGCUCCGUUGCAUGGAUCGUUGUGGUGGACGUUGGAACCUCAGGGUUUAGAGCUAACAUCUGCUCAUCUUCAUUGGUAUUAAAGAGUUAUUACAGAACAUGCUUAGUGGUGAGCCUCAGCUGGGCCGUGAACGUAUACUCUAGAGUAUGCAGCCUUCCUUGUACCUCUUGUCUCACACACACACACACACACACACACACACACACGC